AUGCUUGUAAAUAAAGUCAAUGGUCCUAUACUUUUGUCUUGUCUUUUCCUUUAUUGGGCCCAACUUAUGAGAGUAGGCUUACAAGAAGUACAUUCUCAAUCUAAUAAACAGAAACGUCGUGUCCCACAAGAAAAAAGUAGGCCCCGUGGAAUCACUGAUAGCUUCAAGAAGGGUAUUUUAUUCGUUCUCUUAAGCCAUCGUCGGCUUACAGUAAAAGCGGUGACAUUUGCUGGAACUUUAAUUGCCGAGACUGAUACACAAUAUGCAAAUUACUACGGGAAUUGGAACAUUGGAAACAUCCUGGACACAUUCAUUCUCUCUAUUUCAAGACAGCUUAAACGAAGAGUUUAUUUGAUUACGGGUCUUGCACGACAUGACAGACUUAUGAUUCUCUGA
Molecule: messenger RNA, 396 nt
Organism: Phycomyces blakesleeanus NRRL 1555(-)
Lineage: Eukaryota; Fungi; Mucoromycota; Mucoromycetes; Mucorales; Phycomycetaceae
Exons: 5
Coding region: 1-396 (131 amino acids)
Source: RefSeq, a predicted model, not a curated record